GCGAGAUAAAGCUAGGGUGAAGGUAAGAAACGUUAAGAAACGACUAAAUAAAUAAAUAAAUAAAGCUCUAUGCUCUCUUUACAUCUGCUUGUUCCAGCCGCUGCCAACUCAGCCGCGGUGCCAGCAAUUCAGCCCCCGCAGCCUUGUCGGCCUGGGCUCCUAGAUAGCUCGGAUUCCUCUUCCAACCACACCCUAGCCCUAUCUCACUGCCGUCUCGAAUACCAUAUUGCACCCACUGCAUCCGCUACAUCAGCUGCAUCUGCGCCGUCAUGCCCGGCAGCGACAUCCGCCUGCUCGCCCUUGACGGCGGCGGCGUGCGCGGCCUGUCUUCGCUCCUGAUCCUCCAGCAGCUCAUGACCGCCAUCGAUGCUGAGUCGCCACCUAAGCCCUGCGACUACUUCGACAUGAUCGGCGGCACCAGCACCGGCGGCCUUAUUGCCAUCAUGCUAGGCCGUCUGCAAAUGACCGUCGACAACUGCAUCCACGCCUAUGCUUCACUGUCCGAUAGCGUUUUCGAGAAAAAGAGCCGCCGGGUUACGAUUAAAGGCAAGCUCCAGGGUCGGUUCGACGCCGCCGAGCUCGAGCGAGCCGUGAAGAAGAUCCUGGUAGAGCGCGGGUUCGACGAAAACGCACUACUCAAGGACGCUCCCGAUGCGCCUUGCAAGGUAUUCGUCUGCGCGACAAGCAAAGAAACUAACGACACCGUCUGCCUAACGAGCUAUCGAUCCCCCCGUGGCGGCACCGACCUCCUGAAUUCUACAAAAAUAUGGCAGGCGUGCCGCGCUACGUCUGCCGCCACAACUUUCUUCGACCCCAUUGCCAUCGGCCCUUUUGAUGAGGAAUUCGUCGACGGCGCGCUGGGAGCAAACAACCCUGUCUACGCGCUGUGGACCCAGGCCCGAGAUGUGUGGGGUGAUCAGCUGCGGGCAGGCGGCUUAAAUGCGUGGUUUCGAUCGGCACAGGAGUACCUGCGCUGAAGCCGGUGCGCGACGACGUCUUCGGGAUCUGGGCUACCCUAAAAGAACUUGCGACCGAGACGGAAAAGACAGCUGAGCAGUUCCGCCGCGACCACUCGAACCUCGACGACGAAGGACGCUAUUAUCGCUUUAAUGUCGAUCACGGACUCGAGGAUGUCGGUUUGGAAGAGUCGAAGAAGAAGAAAGAGAUUGCGGCGGCGACUAGGCGCUACGUUGCGUCGCAGCGCGUAGUCAAGCAGAUGAAAGCGUGCGCAAAUAACCUUGCGGGACGAAAGUAUUAUGGCCGCUACCAGACGAUAUUCACACUACGGGGCGUGCCGGUAUCGAGUAAAUUUGUUGAUAGACCGUCCGACACUGCCGAGCUCGAACGAUAUCUCCUGCCGCAUUCCCGGCGGAGUCACGGACGCAAGAUAUUUGUUCUCUACGGACUUGGUGGCAUCGGGAAGACACAGCUGGCUGCCGACUUUGCUCGACGCCAUCAAGCUACGUUCAGUUCGGUCUUCUGGCUAGAUGGUAGGUCGGAGGACCGACUGAGACAGAGUCUUGCUGGCUGUGUAAGCAGGAUACCAGAAGGUCAGAUUCCAGACAGGAGCAAGAAUCGCGCCUUAAAUACCGAGGACGAUCUUAAUCUCGUGGUGAUGGAUGUGUUAGAGUGGCUUGCGCGGCCGGACAAUACCGACUGGCUGCUAGUCUUCGACAACGUCGACCAAGACCACGAGCAAGGCGGGUCGACAGGCACAUACGAUAUUCGGCAGUACCUUCCGGGCGAUCACGGGUUGGUGCUGAUUACUACACGUUUAUCAAGGCUAGCACAGCUCGGUAACUCGAAACGACUGAACAAGGUGGGCCAAGAAUUGGGUACUACUAUAUUUACGCAGUGGUAUGGGCAACAAUUGGUUAUGGACGAGACUGCGACCGAGCUGUUCGGUUUGCUCGAUGGCCUGCCGCUUGCGCUGGCUCAGGCUGCGUCAUAUCUCCGCGAGACCGGGCUCGACAUUACGUCGUACGUUCGGCUCUACAAGCAGCAGUGGGACGACUUGAUGAGGCUUGACAGCGAGUCUAGCUUACCGCUAGUGGAUUACGAGCAGGGAAGUAUUGGGACAACGUGGACGAUAUCAUUCAAGGCAAUCGAGGCGAGGAACGGGAACGCCUCGAAUCUGCUGCGGCUCUGGGCUUUUAUUGACAACAAAGACUUAUGGUUCGGUCUACUGCAAGCUGCGGCAUACGGUGGGGAACAAUGGCCCGGAUGGCUCUGCGAUAUAGCGUGCAACGAAGUCAGGUUCUUGGACGCAGCGAGACUGCUGCUCCGCUACUCGAUGAUCGAGGCCCGAGAGUCCGUGCAGGAUAGCGGCAGCGGCAGCGGCAGCAGCAGCUACAGCAUACACCCGGUGGUGCACAGGUGGACGUCGCACAUACAGGAUGACAACGAGAAAAGACUGUUUCUGCAGCUGGCGGUGAUGGUGGUUGGAUUCUCAGUACCCGACAGCAAGACUGAGGAUUAUUGGGUGCUCCAGCGGCGGCUUCUCCCGCAUGCGGAGAGAUGCUCAUGGUGGGCUGGGGGGUUCCGGGGGGGCGAGAGCGACUUCGAAGGCAUUAAUACCACCGGCGCAACACAUAUGUUGGGCAUCCUUUACGUAGAUCAGGGCCGACUAGGGGAAGCCGAAGCGAUGUACCAGCGGGCGCUGGAAGGCAAGGAGAAGGCGCUCGGGCCGGAUCACACAUCGACUCUCAGUACAGUCAACAACUUAGGCAACCUUUACGUAAAUCAGGACCGACUAGGGGAAGCCGAGGCGAUGUACCAGCGGGCGCUGGAAGGAUGGGAGAAGGCGCUCGGGCCAGAUCACACAUCGACUCUCAGUACAGUCAACAACUUAGGCAACCUUUACGUAAAUCAGGACCGACUAGGGGAGGCCGAGGCGAUGUGCCGACGGGCGCUAUCCGGGUUUCAGACUACUCUGGGGCCAUCUCAUUCAAAAUCUCAACGUGCCAUACGGAGUAUAGAAUCUUUACAGCAAACACAAGGUACCUUCGAUAUAUAUUCCUGUCGCAACAUUAACUAA
Molecule: messenger RNA, 3037 nt
Organism: Podospora pseudopauciseta
Lineage: Eukaryota; Fungi; Ascomycota; Sordariomycetes; Sordariales; Podosporaceae
Exons: 4
Coding region: 1217-3037 (606 amino acids)
Molecular function (GO): protein binding
Source: RefSeq, a predicted model, not a curated record